AGGAGCAUUUUGGUGAGAUGUGCUGGAUAUAGAGACAUGAACACUUUGUAAUAAAGCUGUAAUAGUAAGGCAUUUUGUGAUAGCUGAAAGUUUGGAUUAAGAAAAAAAUACUUUCAUCAGCUCAGAAGGAUGCUUGACAGUAUCAGGGACACAAUCCACAAUGUCCAAGAAGGACUAUCAGCAAGCCUUAGGGGCCUGUCAGGAGGAAGUCAUACCUUUCGUCCACAUGGCAAAUUUGGCUACAAGAACACUGAUGCUGGUUCGCAACUGCUACAUCACUAUCAAACGCACUGGGCUGAAAUGCACACAUGGACAGAAAAAAAUGCCAAAAAAGCCAAAGAAGUAGAUCUCAUUAUUAGAGACCUCCAUGCUCACAGUGAGAAGCAAUGGAAUGGCAUAGUGAAGCUGAAUUCAGAACUUGCUGUGUUUCCAGAGCUGAUUGAAUCAAUGGACAAGGUCAUGGAAAACUUAGGAACUCUCCAAGGAUUGUUUGAGGAAGUAGAAGAUGCACUGUUUCACUUGGAAGAUGUACUGGAAACUCAGAAACUCAGGGAACAGCAGUUGGAUCAUAGGUUCCAGUUUGCACUGUACAAAGAGAAGAGGCUUGCUGAAUUGGAGCAUUAUAGAACACACCUAGCUGAGCACCACAAGAUCAAGUUGGAACAGUAUGAGGCUUCACAGAAGGAUGCACUAAAAGAAAGACAAGAAGUAUUCAGCAAAGCCUUCCAGGAAGAACUUGAAGAAUAUCGCCGUAAGGGUGAUCUCCCAAAAACCAUGGAAGGAGCAUCAUCUGGUUUGACACUUGAAAACAUUGCAUUGGACUCGGAUAGGACUGCUUUGGAUGAGUUUCUGGCUGAAGAGGCAGAGGAAGCUUUGGAAAUAGCAUCUGAAGAUGCCCACAAGGAAGAAGAGGAAGAAGAAGAGGGAGGUGAAACUGGAAAUGAUGAUUUGGAGCAUCAUGUUGUAUGUGUGGAAGAGGAGGCAUAUACAUAGCAUUGUACCCAAUGAAAAGCAAUAUGAUGUUCAUUCCAGAGACUGAUGAAAAAUUAUGUUUUAUGUGUCAUGUGUGUGCAUGGGCACAGUUUGGGGCUUUCUUUGGGAAGCAAAUCUUGUAGAAAAAUUGCUUCUUAAAAAAAAAAGUCUAGAAUAUGUUUAUUCUAUUGGCAUGUUGUUCAGCUAUUUGUGGCAUCCAUCUGGUUUAGUGUCAACCAAAGUUAUUUCUGAAGUUUCUCAGAACCUGCUCCUUGUGUACUGCAAUUUGGGGUUGAAUCUAAUUGAUCCUGAACACCAUCCAUGAUUUGCCUACUUGAGGCAUCAGAGUCUUGAAGCAUCUUUAAGGAAACAUUUCCAGUUUCAACUUUGACCAAUUGGCUGCAUUCGCUUUAAUUGUUCUCUGAUACAUGCAUUUCCAUGGAAUUUGCAAGGAUAGGUGAUUCUGAAAUUGGCCAGGAAUUUUAACCUUUCUCUUGGUAACCACUCAAACUCAAGUAUUCACUCCCAUCCAUUCUCAAAUAAAUAUGGAGGAUGAGGGCAUUCUUUGCAGGAAAGCUUUUAAGUACAUUGCCAUCAUAAUCAUGGAUACAUAUUGUGAUUUUUGCCACUUGCAUACUCAUCAAUACAAAGCCUUGAUUUAUCCAUUUACCUCCAGAUAUCCCAGAGGUUCCUUGUUCAGAUCUUGAAAAAAUUAAUUGCAAAAAUUACGUGUAAUUCCACAGGUCAUCCCAAAAGUCAUGUAGUGAUUUUGUGAUGCAUAAAAAUGAGACCUAUUCAAUGACAGCCAUUUGUUUGAGGUUCAUUAGUUUGUGGUGGCCCAAUGAACAUCUGAUGUAAAAAAAAAUUGCCAUGAAAAAUAAUGUAAUCUAAAUGCUCACCAUUUGAAACAAAAUGCUCCCUUACUUGAAAAAUUAUGUUUCCCAUGACCCCAAAGUAUUCUUCAUUAGCUUGCCUGACAUUG
Molecule: messenger RNA, 1954 nt
Organism: Darwinula stevensoni
Lineage: Eukaryota; Metazoa; Arthropoda; Ostracoda; Podocopida; Darwinulidae
Source: the annotation of a GenBank genome assembly